GCAAGAUUGUGGUGAUCAAUGGAUCUGUCCCCUAAAUGUAAGCUGUGACCAAAAAUCCAAAUGUCACUGCAAAAGAGGAUUCUGCAGAUGCAAAAAAAAUGGUCUGCUCUACUGCAGAGAUAAAAAUGAGUGUAAAGACAUACCGUGUGGACAAGGAGCCCAGUGCCACAACACAAAAGGCAGCUACUACUGUGAGUGUUUGAAAAAUUAUCGCCCCAUCAACAAAGUUCAGUUCUGUCCUAAAGAGGGACAAGUUUUUUGCAAAGAGCAUAACAUAAAGGAAGCGUGUAAUAUGACUGGUGAACAGCAAAAGAGACUGGAAGAAUGCUCCAAGAAGAACCCACAGGACCCAAUCUGCUCUAUUCUCCAGGCAUCUUUUAAUUUUUUUAAUUUAUCCUGCCAAGCAAGUGAGAACAAGCCCUCUGAUAAUGAGGCAAAGAAUCAGCUUAAUCAAACAGCAAACACAUUCAGCCAGAUUCUCACAGUCAAGAACGUCUCUUCCACUUUUAGCAAUAAUCAGACCUCUGAAUUCCUGAACAACAUAGAGACUGCUGCCCUGAUAUCUUUUGCUCAAGCACCUAGGACACAAAGUGUGAGCACCCCCCAGCUAAAUAUUUCCAUGAAAGCUUCCUCUGACAUCUGUGGUUCUGGAGGUCAGGUCUUCAGCGUAAUGACAGGAGGGAACGAUAUGGAGGUGCCCUGCCAUCUGGUCAGUGGAAAAAAAGAUGGUGUAGUUUUGAUAGCCUACAAAGACCUUGCAUCAUACAUAAAUGGGAAUUUUAUCGGCAACAUAGGAGACCCUGAAGAGAAUGAUCUUGUUUCAAUUAAUUCGAGGGUGAUAUCUGGAGCCAUCACAAGCUAUGCUCAAGAAACUUUUAGUCACCCAGUGAUUUUCAGACUUGUUCAAAUCAAGCCUCGACUUCGCCUUUACAAGUUGCAUUGUGUAUUUUGGGACCCCAAAAAUAAUGGCUGGUCGGAUGAAGGAUGCGAAACUAAAUACUCUAAUCAGACACACACCAUCUGUUCCUGCAGCCAUCUCUCUAGCUUAGCUGUCAUCAUGGCUCCACAAGAACUUAAGGAUGAUUUCAUUCUCACAGUUAUUACCUAUGUUGGACUAAAUGUGUCCCUUGUCUGCCUGCUACUUUCUCUUCUCACCUUCAUCCUUUGUCGGUCUCUAAGGAGCGCUCACACCUCCGUCCUGACAGCAAUUUGUGGAUGUCUCUUCCUGGCACAGCUUCUUGUUCUGGUGGGUCUUGUUCAAACCCAGAAUGAGCUUGUUUGCAGCAUCAUUGCUGGUGGACUCCAUUUCUUGUUCCUCUGUGCAUUCUCUUGGAUGUCUAUUGAGAGCUUCCUCCUCUUCAUGACAGUCCGAAACCUGCGGGCUGUCAAUUAUAUGACAUCUCAGCGCUCAAGAUUUUCAAUCAUGUGUCUUCUGGCCUUUGGAGUGCCAACUGUGAUUGUGGGGGUCACAAUAGGUGUUGGUUUCAAAAAGUAUCGUUCCCUCAAAUAUUGCUGGCUUCAUCCAAGUCUUGUUUGGAGUUUCCUUGGUCCAACCUGUGUCUUUAUUAGUACAAACACAAUUCUAUUGAUCCUCACUGUUGUGCUCCUGAGAAAAAGGCUGGCAUCACUGAAUACCAAUGUGUCCACUCUAAAGAACACUCGGUUUCUGACAUUCAAAGCCUUGGCUCAAACUUUCAUUCUUGGCUGUACCUGGAGUAUUGGCUACUUCCAAUUUGCCUCCUUUUCCCAGAUAAUGUCAUACCUUUUCACCAUAUGUAACAGCCCUCAAGGAGCAUACAUUUUUAUUGUACAUUGUCUGCUCAACCACCAGGUAAGAGGAGAGUACCGCAAAUUCUUUUCCAAGCAGAAGAAAAAGUCGCAAGAUGUCUCGAGCAUGCAAACAGCCUCAAGAUCAGUAAACAUGUCCAAUAUCACUGUGCCAACGGCCACCACCAGCACAUUAUCAACAGAAAACAAAGCCCAGUGGAUGUAGCAUAUGUUAUGGACUAUCGGAAAACGUUUUUUUCCUGCCACAAAUGGAACCAAACAAGCAAGCUAUGGCUCACUCCCAAUAGAAGCGGAUAUGGGAUAAAAGAUUCCAUGAUGGGGCCACAAAUUAUCUCAGGCUACUAUGCCAGACCUAAAUUGUUCCACUAAAAUCCCAAUUCAACUCUCUAUUUAAAUCAGCUAAAUGCAUUUCAUGUACAUUAAAACAAAAAGUGUACAAAGUCUUGUAGUUAGGAAGCAGCCAAAGAAGACCAACACACCCCAUAUGCACAUGCUCCCUGCUGAUUGGAGAGCUCUAGCUCAUACUCAGUAGGGAGUGUGUUGGACUGCAACAUAAAGACCACUGCUUACACACAGAGAGUAAUGGUCCUUCCAUGCACCCACUGGCAAGGAACAGGUUUUUCUUCUCAUAAUGUGGAUGCUUUCUAUAAAAAAUCAACAGUAUGGAUUUACACACCUUUUGUUUUGAUGCACCUGGUUUAUAUUUAUUUGAUUUAAACUAAAAGUUCAGUUGGGGAGUAUUUUAGUAUAUCGUGUUACAACCAUAAACGCAAAUGUAUUUUAUUGGGAUUUUAUGUGAUAGACCAACACAAAGACCCCUUUCACACUGGGGCACAUUUCAGGCGUUUAAGCGCUAAAAUACCACCUGUAAAGCGCCUGAA
Messenger RNA from Rana temporaria (common frog), 2669 nucleotides. Its product is annotated as adhesion G protein-coupled receptor E1-like. The transcript is spliced from 15 exons. Bases 293 to 1993 code for a protein of 566 amino acids. Gene Ontology annotation, biological process: adenylate cyclase-activating G protein-coupled receptor signaling pathway; cell surface receptor signaling pathway. Gene Ontology annotation, molecular function: G protein-coupled receptor activity. Gene Ontology annotation, cellular component: membrane. NCBI's taxonomy places the organism in Eukaryota, Metazoa, Chordata, Amphibia, Anura, Ranidae. The record is from RefSeq and is a predicted model, not a curated record.